AAAUUAGAAAAGAGAUCAUUAUUUUAAGUAAACAAGGCAGAGUAUAAUAGAAGCCUUUACAUAUAUGGGUUUUUGGUUUUCAAGUUUCUGACGAAGAAGAAGAAGAAGAAGAAGAAGAAGAAGAUGGCGACUUCAGCUCUGGAAUCAAACGCUUCUUUCGACAUUUCUCAGUGCCAACACACACCCUUUUACUGUGAGGAGAAUGUAUACUUGCUUUGCAAGAAAUUGAGUAAAGAUGGGAUAGCAGAGGCAGAUGGCUCUGAUCUUUUUGUUGUUUUCAUCUCCAAUGAGAAGAAACAGGUUCCAUUAUGGGGUCAAAAGGCCAGCAACAGGGCAGAUGGAGCUGUUUUAUGGGACUAUCAUGUCAUCUGUGUACAGAGUAAAAAAGGAGGUGAUUCUGCUCCCUUAGUGUGGGAUUUAGACUCUAGUCUUCCAUCUCCUUCUCCUCUAGCAACCUAUGUUUCAGAAACUGUUCGGCCAUCAUUUUCGCUCUUUUCGGAGUAUCAAAGAUUUUUCCGGAUUGUGCAUGCUCCAAUAUUUCUUGGUGACUUUGCAUCAGAUAGAAGACAUAUGAAAGAUUCUGCUGGAAACUGGUCUGCUGAUCCCCCUACUUAUGAUCCCAUUGUUGCCCAAGAUGGAACUGUGAACAAUUUUAAUGAAUACAUGGAAAUCCACCUUUCCGACGCGUUGAAAACUGUUGAAGCUGAUUCGGUGGGUGCUGUUUUCACUGAGAAACUUGGAGUGGUUAUUGGUGAGAAUCAGUUGGAAGAAUUCUUUUCUCAUAUUUCAUGAUCUUAUCAUCUCACAACUCUUGCAUCAACUGGACUUGCAUAGAGCUUUAUUCUUUUCUUUUGUAAGAUAAUAUGUUUCGAGUUCGAUUCUGCAGCAUCAAAUUUGGAUUGUUUGUUGGCUUGAACUACCAUUUUCUGUAAAAUGUCUUCAGAAUUUAAAACAAUACAUAUGAAAUGAAAUGAAUUGUUUGUUACUACUCA
Cannabis sativa is the source of this 992-nucleotide messenger RNA. RefSeq names its product protein N-terminal glutamine amidohydrolase-like. Bases 124 to 792 code for a protein of 222 amino acids. Lineage: Eukaryota; Viridiplantae; Streptophyta; Magnoliopsida; Rosales; Cannabaceae. The record is from RefSeq and is a predicted model, not a curated record. Gene Ontology annotation, molecular function: protein-N-terminal asparagine amidohydrolase activity; protein-N-terminal glutamine amidohydrolase activity. The transcript is spliced from 6 exons. Gene Ontology annotation, cellular component: nucleus; cytosol.